GGCCCCCUCCUCACCGCCUGUGGCCUGCUUUCUUCACAGCAUCGGUGGAGAGGUGGGGCGAGGCCACGACGCCGGCUACGUGGGCAAGCACUUCCGCAUGGGAUUCAUGACGAUGCCGGCCCCUCAGGACAGACUUCCCCAUCCGUGCUCCAGUGGCUUCACCGUGAGGUCGCAGUCCCUGCACUCGGUCGGGGGCACGGAGGAUGACAGCAGCUGUGGCUCCCGGAGACAGCCACCACCCAAGCCCAAGCGGGACCCCAGCACCAAGCUGAGCACCUCCUCGGAGACGGUCAACAGCCCUGCGGCCACCAAGAGCGGGAGGCCCGCCGAGAGGCCCGAAGUGUCUGCCAAACCAAGACCCCACAGUGAUGAGUAUUCAAAGAAGAUCCCCCCUCCGAAACCUAAACGGAACCCAAACACUCAGCUUAGCACGUCCUUUGAUGAAACCUACAUCAAAAAGCACGGGCCCAGGAGGACAUCGCUGCCUCGGGACUCCUCCCUGUCCCAGGUCAGCACCCCGGCGGGAGACCCCGAGGAGGAGGAGCCCGUGUACAUCGAGAUGGUGGGGAACAUUCUCAGAGACUUCAGGAGAGAGGACGACGACCAGAGCGAGGCCGUCUACGAGGAAAUGAAAUACCCCAUUUUCGACGACCUAGGCCAAGAUUCCAAAGGUGACUUUGACCAUCACAGUUGUUCUUCGCAGUGUGCUACUCCCACGGUGCCUGACUUGGACUUCGCCAAGUCCUCAGUGCCAUGCACUCCUAAGGGUUUGCUUUGUGACAUCCCCCCGCCCUUUCCUAACUUGCUGUCUCACCGACCCCCUCUGCUGGUGUUCCCGCCAGCCCCUGUGCACUGCUCCCCCAACUCSGACGAGUCUCCACUCACCCCGCUGGAAGUCACCAAGCUCCCCGUGCUGGAAAACGUGUCUUACAUGAAGCAGUCCGCGGGAGCCUCUCCCUGCUCCCUGCCACCUCACACCUCYGGCCACUCGAAACUGGAGAAGGACCAGCCAGGAGCCCUGGGACCUGCCUCUGCCACRUCUGUGCUCUCCUCGUCCCCGCCGCCUCCUUCCACUUUGUACCGAACGCAGUCUCCCCACGGCUACCCUAAAAGUCACUCCACCUCCCCCUCGCCGGUCAGCAUGGGCAGGUCCCUGACCCCGCUGAGCCUCAAGAGGCCUCCCCCCUACGACGCCGUGCAUUCUGGAAGCCUCUCCAGGAGCUCUCCCUCAGUGCCUCAUGCCACCCCCAGACCCGUGUCGCAAGAUGGGGCCAAGAUGGUCAACGYUGCGGUGAACACCUACGGGGCGGCUCCGAGUGGCUCUAGGUCCAGAACACCCACGAGUCCUUUGGAAGAACUCACCAGCCUCUUUACCUCAGGACGCAGCCUGCUGAGGAAGUCGUCCAGUGGCCGACGUUCCAAGGAGCCAGCAGAAAAAUCCACAGAGGAGCUGAAAGUCCGAAGUCAUAGCACAGAGCCACUGCCCAAGUUGGAAAGCAAAGAGAGAGGGCACCACGGGUCAUCAUCCUCCAGAGAGCCUGUCAAAGCUCAGGAAUGGGAUGGAACACCAGGUCCACCUGUGGUCACCAGUAGGAUGGGAAGGUGCUCGGUGAGCCCCACCUUGUUGGCAGGAAACCACAGCUCAGAACCUAAAGUAAGCUGCAAGUUAGGCCGAUCUGCAUCCACAUCAGGUGUGCCUCCRCCCUCGGCUCCUCCUCUCAGGCAAGCCAGUGACCUGCAACAGAGCCAGGUGGCUUGCAUGCAGUGGUUUCAUGGAGACCAUACAAUGCUUGAGAUGAUUGAGAAAAAGCGUUGCUUGUGCAAGGAAAUAAAGGCUAGACAGAAAACGGAAAAGGGCCUUUGCAAACAGGAUAGCAUGCCUAUCCUACCCAGCUGGAAGAAGAGCACAGGUGCAAAGAAGUGCAGCCCUCCGCCAUAUUCUAAACAGCAAACGGUAUUCUGGGACACUGCCAUCUGA
Molecule: messenger RNA, 1978 nt
Organism: Urocitellus parryii (Arctic ground squirrel)
Lineage: Eukaryota; Metazoa; Chordata; Mammalia; Rodentia; Sciuridae
Source: RefSeq, a predicted model, not a curated record